This is a messenger RNA of Emiliania huxleyi CCMP1516, 1011 nucleotides long. RefSeq lists its product as hypothetical. The record is from RefSeq and is a predicted model, not a curated record. NCBI's taxonomy places the organism in Eukaryota, Haptophyta, Isochrysidales, Noelaerhabdaceae. Bases 1 to 1011 code for a protein of 336 amino acids. Gene Ontology annotation, molecular function: antiporter activity. The transcript has a single exon. Gene Ontology annotation, cellular component: Golgi apparatus.
AUGAACGCGUCGACGCCGGUCCUGCUGGUCCUGGUGGCGCUCUGGUAUGGCUCGAGCGCCGCCUGCACUACGACCUCCAAGCAGCUGCUUGCGCUGCUCUCGCCGCAGCACUGCGCGCUGCAGCUGACGAGUGUGCAGUUCGGCGUUGCGAUGCUCGCUGCGGCAGUGGUAAGCUUCUGCUCCGGCAAGAUGCCGCUGCUGCCGUACUGCGUCUGGCCUCUCGCCGGCGCCAUCGCCCUCUCCUACACGGCGGGCUUCGUGCUGCUCAACCUGUCGCUGCUCUACAUCCACGCCUCGCUUGCGGAGACUGUGCGCGGGCUCGAGCCGCUCUGCUCCGCCGCCAUCGCUUGCGCCCUUGGCGUGCGGGGGGGGCGGCUGAGCGCCAGGGCGCUGCUCGCCCUCGUGGCGCUGGUGGUCGGCGGCACGCUAUCUGCCCUCUCCCAGCCCGCCUCCGAGCGAAGCGAAGGCUUCUACCUCGGCCUGCUGCUCGCCAACGGCGCGAACCUCGCCUUCGCCUUCCGCGGCACACUAACCACCGCCGCGCAGGACUUGCUCGCCGCAGAGAACGAGCGCCCGCUCGACGCCAACGCCAUCUUUCUCUACCAGCACGCGAUGGGCUUCGCCGCGACGGUCCUCCUCUCGGUCGGCGCGGGCGGCUACCCGUCACGCCUCGUCUCGGGCGAGUCGCGCGAGGUUGUGAUGCUCCUCGCUUCGUCGGCGAGCGCCUUCUUCGCGUACAACCGCCUCUCGCUCGCAGUCCUGCUCCGGCUCAACGCUGUCUCGCACUCGGUGUGCAACGCGCUGCGCCGCGCCGUGACCGUCGCCGCGGCGACACUCAUCUUUGGGAACGCCGUCACGCUCCUCUCUCUCACCGCAAUCGGGCUAGUCGUCGGCGGCUCGGGAGGCUACGCCCUCGCCGUCGCCGCCGACAAGGCGGCGGCUGCGCGGGGCAAGGAGGCGCGCGCGCGCAUCAGCGCGUACCCCUCCGAGACGGAGGUGGAGGAAAGCUAG